Prunus armeniaca (apricot) is the source of this 2382-nucleotide messenger RNA. The record is from the annotation of a GenBank genome assembly. NCBI's taxonomy places the organism in Eukaryota, Viridiplantae, Streptophyta, Magnoliopsida, Rosales, Rosaceae.
AUGUACGGAGCACCAGGGAGGAGCUCGAGCUCGAACAACGGCUCCUUGUGCGCACCUGGCUUCUUCAGCAUCUGGUCCACCUACUUGGCUCAAAUCGAGCUCGGUGACGACAAGCCAUGGCUCAAUCUCACACAUUCGCUCAUUGGCUUCUUCUCUACGACAUUAGGCCAAGUUCUCCUUUCUCAGCUAAAGGACGAUGGUGGUGUUUCUGUGCUGUCGAUUGACUUUGAGAAAUUUCGGAAAAUGUGUGAUGUUGAAGAUUUGUAUGUAGCACUAGAGGAGAAACCCAAGAUAACCCUCUUAUGUAUGAGCGUUGCAACUCACCAGGUCCUGUUGACCCAGUGGGACAAUAACCGGGUGGAGGACGGUAUCAAAGUUAAUAUCCGAUUGCAUAACUACCCCGAAUCCAUGAUUGCUUUGAAGAAUUUAAAAGCUGCAUAUAUAGAUAAGCUUGUAUCUGUGCGUGGCACUGUAGUAAAAGUUAGCACUGUCAAACCUCUUGUGGUGCAAAUGGGUUUUGACUGUGUGAAGUGUAAGACAAGCAUUACACGCAUGUUUCCUGAUGGGAAAUUUUCACCACCAUCAAAAUGUGAUCUAGAUGGGUGCAAGAGCAGAAAUUUUAACCCAAUUCGAUCUCCUGCACAAACGAUAGAUUUUCAGAAGAUAAGGAUACAGGAGCUACUAAAGCCUGAGGAUCAUGAAGAUGGCCGGGUGCCUCGCACAGUAGAAUGUGAACUGCUUGAAGAUCUUGUUGAUGCAUGCAUUCCGGGAGACGUGGUGACUGUCACUGGGAUUAUAAGAGUCAUUAACAAUUACAUGGACAUUGGAGGAGGCAAAUCAAAAGGAAAGAGUCAAGGAAUUUACUAUUUGUAUCUAGAAGCUGUUUCAAUUAAAAACUCCAAGUCACAGUCUACGCCUGAGGAUGUACAAGAUUCUAAUUCUAAUGAUAUGGCACUUGUUGAUUUUUGCUCAUUCUCCCCAAGGGAUUUGGAAUUCAUUGUGAAGUUUUCAGAGGAACAUGGUCCAGAUACCUUCAGGCAACUACUACAAUCUAUUUGUCCAUCCAUCUAUGGUCAUGAGCUUGUUAAAGCGGGCAUAAUAUUGGCACUCUUUGGGGGUGUGAGGAAGCAUUCAAAUGAUCAGAACAAGGUUCCUGUUAGAGGAGACAUUCAUGUCAUAAUUGUUGGUGAUCCUGGACUAGGCAAGAGCCAACUACUGCAAGCAGCAGCAGCUGUUUCUCCAAGGGGCAUUUAUGUGUGUGGUAAUGCCACAACCAGGGCUGGUCUCACUGUGGCUGUUGUGAAGGAUCCUAUGACAAGUGAUUAUGCUUUUGAAGCCGGUGCCAUGGUACUUGCGGACAGUGGAUUGUGUUGUAUUGAUGAGUUUGACAAAAUGACUACAGAGCAUCAGGCCCUACUGGAGGCCAUGGAACAACAGUGUGUCUCUAUUGCAAAGGCUGGAUUGGUGGCAAGUUUGUCAGCACGAACUUCUGUCUUAGCAGCAGCAAACCCUGUUGGUGGUCAUUAUAACCGUGCAAAAACAGUGAACGAAAAUUUGAAAAUAGGUGCUGCUCUCCUAUCACGAUUUGAUUUGGUUUUCAUAUUACUUGACAAACCUAAUGAACUUCUGGAUAAGCGAGUCUCAGAGCACAUCAUGUCGCUUCAUGCUGGAUAUGGAGAACAUUCACCAGCAACAAAAAGGAUUCGUGGAGCAUCACAGAGUGCAGAAGGCAUAGAUAUGAGUGGAGAAGGUGGUUCUUUGGUUUCAAGGUUGAGGCUUGACCCAAACACGGAUGGUGAUUUUGUUCCAUUACCAGUUCAACUCCUACGCAAGUAUAUUGCUUAUGCAAGAAAUUACGUCUUUCCUAGGAUGUCAAAGCCCGCAGCAGAAAUCCUGCAGAAAUUUUACUUAAAACUAAGAGACCAUGCUACAUCUGCUGAUAGCACACCAAUAACAGCAAGGCAAUUGGAGAGUCUGGUGAGGCUGACACAAGCUCGAGCUAGGCUAGAUUUAAGAGAAGAAAUAACCGCCCAAGAUGCAAUGGAUGUGGUUGAAAUCAUGAGAGAAUCCUUGUAUGACAAGUACAUUGACGAGCAUGGUGUUGUGGAUUUUGGUCGAAGUGGAGGAAUGAGUCAACAAAAGGAAGCAAAACGGUUUUUAAGUGCCCUCAAUAGGCAAUCGGAGUUGCAGCAGAAAGACUGUUUUACAAUAUCGGAAAUAUACAGUUUGGCAGAUAGGAUUGGCCUAAGAGUUCCAGACAUUGACACAUUUGUUGAUAACUUAAACAGUGUUGGUUAUCUGCUCAAGAAAGGGGCAAAGACGUACCAGGUACUAUCCUCAUCUUAUUCUCGGAGUCAAUCGUCAUCAAGGUCAAGAGGCUAA